Musa acuminata AAA Group (dessert banana) is the source of this 673-nucleotide messenger RNA. Its product is annotated as agamous-like MADS-box protein AGL61. Gene Ontology annotation, biological process: regulation of transcription by RNA polymerase II. The transcript has a single exon. Bases 208 to 666 code for a protein of 152 amino acids. The record is from RefSeq and is a predicted model, not a curated record. Gene Ontology annotation, molecular function: protein dimerization activity; DNA-binding transcription factor activity, RNA polymerase II-specific; RNA polymerase II cis-regulatory region sequence-specific DNA binding. NCBI's taxonomy places the organism in Eukaryota, Viridiplantae, Streptophyta, Magnoliopsida, Zingiberales, Musaceae.
CUAAGCCCUACUUCUGGAACCGAGUUGGAGUCCUGGACUAAGCAUCCUAAGCCCUCUGGAACCGAGUUGGAGUCCUGUCCUCGACCUAAGCAUCCUAAGCCCUACUUCUGGAACCGAGUUGGAGUCCUGCCUGCAGUACUCUGAUUAUAACGACGAUGCCGGAGCAACGUACAACCAUAUGUUCUCUAGUCUCUCUUGAUCCUACCCAUGGAACCUGCGUUAGCAAUGGCAUCGGCGGUGAAAAGUAAGCGCACGAGUCGAGGCCGGCAAAAAAUCCGCAUUAAGAAGAUCGAGAACCCCGAGCGUCGCGCCGUGACCUUCAGCAAGCGCCGUAAGGGCCUCUUCGUCAUGGCCGCGGAGCUCUGCGCCCACACCGGCGCCCACGCCGCCGUCAUCGUCUUCUCCCCUUCCGGCCGACCCUACGCCUACUCCUAUCCCUCCGUCGACGAGGUCCUUCGCCGCUUCCUCGUCGGCCAGUUCCGGGACCGUGCAGGUCUGGGCGGGAUGCAGGAGUUGGUGCAGAUGCGUGCGCUCCUGCUCGGGGAGGGCGAUGAGCGCGCCGCGGAGCCCCACCGCGGGGCGGUGCUGGAGGAGCUGCAGCGCGGGGUGGAGGAGUUGGAGAAGCUGCGGAGGCUCGUGCUGGCGAAGGCCGACGUGGUUGGAUGACAUUGGU